ACCUGAACUGCACUGCACUGCACUCCACAUUUACUCGGAUGUAUUCUCUGGGACAAGCAAGCUUUUUGUGUCAGUCAAGCAUGAAGUUUAAGGAAAAGAAAAUGGCAUACAUGUUCAAGCGGAAAACAAAGAACGGGAAUGAAGAGAAACCUUUAAUAAAAAACAUAGAGCAGACAGACGGGGAAAAGGUAUCUGAAUACAGUUCUCAGCGGUCUGGAUUUCCUGAUCUCGUUGCUUUAGAUGUUGAAGCACAUAAUAAAAGAGUGCUUCACACUCUCCAAAAGAUUCUGAGCGACAGGUCGUCCCCUGAGGACUUUAAGACUGAGGUUGAGGUGCUGAAAACAUUGAGCCAACUGAAUAACAACUACUCUCAAGACUGGCUUUGUGAGUAUCUUCAGGAAAUGGAUCAGUUUGUGGAGAGAUACUUCCCCACGUUGACAGCAGAGGGAUCCCAAGGAUCUCAGUUACAGCAGAUACAGGAUUUUCUGAAGAGUGUACAGAGCAUGAUAUAUGAAGAGGUGUCUCGAUUAACACCUGCACUGAGAGAUGCUGGGCUGCUAGCUCCUCUGAAGGACAGUUACAGCCGUCACCUCUUUGCCAACCUGGACCUGCUGCUGAACAGAGAUCUCUCUGUAAAAGAGAUCUUCUGCCUUCUACAGUGGGGAAAAGAUGCUUUCCUCAGUUCAGACUCGCAGCCUUUUUUCAGAGUACAUGACCCUCUGCUGUUGACGGGAUGGUUUGUGAGAGGAACAGAGAAACUGCUGACUAAACUGCAGGAUGACGUCUCCAGGACUCUAAAGAACAUUCUGGACUACGAUCAGCAACACAGACAUACUGGAGACUCAGUGGAUGCAGAAACUUUCAUCAGAGUUCAUUUAGAUGUCACUCAGUGUCUGAAUGCUGUUAUUCAGAGUUCUGCAGAAUUCAGUCACACUUUGAUGUGUUCGGCACAAAUUCUCUGUCUUAAAGAGCUUCAUCAUUUUGUUCAGGAGUAUGUGUAUGUCGAGAAAAAAUGGCUGAAAAAACAGCAACACCUGAAGAAAAAUUCUGUUCACCUGCUUCGUCUCAUCAGCACCUGUAGGCAGCUCAGAUUUUUUGCUCCUCGACUCAAAAAUCUGGAUACGAACAGUGACAUCCUCUCAAACAUCAUCCACGAGUUAGAGGAGCUGGAGGAUCAUGUUCUGUCUAUUGUACAGAAGAUGAUGAAACACGUAGCACAGGAGAAUUUAAGGCAUUACUUCAAAGAAGGAGGUGGACAAAUCGAAUUACUGACAGAAUCAAUCCAAAAGCAGUGUGCGUCUUUGCCUCAAACUGAUGAGGGAAAAGAGAUUCAGGAGGUCUUUGUGAAUGUAUCCUAUGACUGUGUUUCACGCGUGUAUCUGGAUUGCCUGAUGAAGAGCAAGUUCAGACGGCUGGAGAAGAGAUGGGGAAAUGUCGGAGAAAGGAUGAGAGAGGACGCUCUGAAUUUUCACAACACUUUCAGUGAACUGCAUGACAGGAACGACCAGAGGAACCGUCUCCUUUGGAGAUUGGGUGAAGUUUUGGUUUGCAGUGAUGUAGAAGCACUGAAGGUUACCUGUUGUGAUUUGUUCAGAGAUUUCCCUCAGGAGAGUGAUCAGUAUGUGUCCGGUCUGCUGCGCUGGAAGGGGAUGUUAUCAGAGCGACAGACGAGAGAAGUGCUGGAUAUGAGCCGGGAACUCGGACUCGGUCUAAAGCCUAGACGCUCCACCUGUCAGCCUCUGAAAGGACUGUGUUGUUGUCUUUAAAUGAAUAACAACAUCAGUCAGACCUUUGUUUACAAGUUUAAUUCAAUGGCACGACUGUUUUGUUACAUUCGGUUAUGCAUGUUGUUUAUAGCUAUAUAAUUAUACAGUGUAUUUAUUCAAUAUAGUAUGUUUUCAUCAGAUACAGUAUUUGUUUGUAUGUAUGGACCUUUUGAAUUUACUUGAAAAUCUGGAUCACUUGAGAAACAUUAAUUACCUUUUUGGUAUGUCAUUUCUAUGAUAGUAUUAAGUUUCAGAGUUAUUCAUUGUUUACUGCUGUUUACAUUAUUAAAAAAUUGGGUAAGACUUUAAGGUGCCCUUGUUGCAUGUUACAUGCAAGUACGUGUAGUUAAUUAAUAUUACUCACUACUUAAAUGUAUAAUUACUCUGUAAGGGCACCUUAAAUAAAAGUCCAUCCCAAAAUUGUAUAUUGGUUUAAUUUUUUUUAUAUAAUAGAAGUGUUCUUUUAUUUAUGAUUAUGUUUGUUUUAUUAUACUUUUAGCAACAUUACAUUUGAAAUAAAUUUGGGUUGUGAAUCAAUAUGGCUGACUGCGUUAUUUUUCAAGGAUAGGAAGCAGGAAGUAAGAACAUGGACACUACAAAUAUAUCUUGUGCUCCCACAGAGGAUACAGCUUGCCAGGAAAUCUUUCUUAACAGACUCUUUCACGAACUACACAUGCAUUGUCACAGCAGGUGUGAACUUAUUCACCGCUUGAACCUAUCACACCAUAUCCUGUUUGUAGACGUCCGUUACAGGCACUCCCAUAAUCCAGUAAUCACCACACAAAGCAGCAAAUACUUUUAAAAAACUUUUAA
This is a messenger RNA of Puntigrus tetrazona (Sumatra barb), 2579 nucleotides long. RefSeq lists its product as uncharacterized. The record is from RefSeq and is a predicted model, not a curated record. The transcript is spliced from 11 exons. Bases 39 to 1766 code for a protein of 575 amino acids. NCBI's taxonomy places the organism in Eukaryota, Metazoa, Chordata, Actinopteri, Cypriniformes, Cyprinidae. Gene Ontology annotation, biological process: exocytosis; exocyst localization. Gene Ontology annotation, cellular component: exocyst. Gene Ontology annotation, molecular function: SNARE binding.